CUGCGCUCCCCGGCUCCGGCCGCGCGCUGGCGGGGCUCCGCAUUGCACACUCUGGGGGCGCCGCAGCGUUCUUGGGAUGGGGCAGCGGGCUGCCGCAGGCGGCCGGAAUCCGCGCGCAGCCCGGAAUGUAGCAAGUAAUCCAUUGGAAUAAAACCUGCAGUUGAACAACUCAUGCAAAGGUGCAAGGUCAGUCCCGCUGUGCCGAGUCCCCACUCCAGGGCCCUCUGCAUGAGUGACACUUCCGUCUGCCAUGGAACCUGGCCCUGCCCUGGCCUGGCUCCUGCUCCUGAGCCUGCUGGCUGACUGCCUGAAAGCUGCCCAGUCCCGAGACUUCACAGUGAAGGACAUUAUCUACCUCCACCCUUCAACCACACCAUAUCCUGGUGGAUUUAAGUGUUUCACCUGUGAAAAGGCAGCAGACAAUUAUGAGUGCAACCGAUGGGCUCCAGACAUCUACUGUCCUCGAGAGACCAGAUACUGCUAUACUCAGCACACAAUGGAAGUCACGGGGAACAGCAUCUCUGUCACCAAGCGCUGCGUCCCGCUGGAAGAGUGCUUAUCCACUGGCUGCAGAGACUCUGAGCACGAAGGCCACAAGGUCUGCACUUCCUGUUGUGAAGGAAAUAUCUGUAACUUGCCAAUCCCCCGAAAUGAAACGGAGGCCACAUUUGUCACGACGUCACCUAUAAAUCAGACAAACGGGAAUCCACACUGCGUGUCAGUGAUAGUGUGCUGCUUGUGGGUGUGGUGGGGACUCGCACUGUAGCAUCUUCAGGGCAUCAUGUACAGCAGCAACCCAUGGGAAUUGAUCACGGGCCACGGUCACGCAUGAGUCACUGGCCUGACAGUAGUCACACGUGCGAGACCACAGCUCAUGGACACCGUCAUGGCCAGGCAUCGUCAUUCACCAUUAGGAACAAGCGUUCUGUCAGCGUGGUCACUUCAAGUCUAGCCAAGACUCCAUCGAAGCCAGCCUGCCCCUACUACAGACCCCGAAUUGUAUACCACAAACCUUUGUUUUCGUACCAAGAAACAGUUAUGUACUUAAGAUCCGGGGUCCUUAAUUCAGAAUACAUUUUUAAGUUUCAGGAGGUCCAGGAACCCCGCUGAGAUGUUGGGCAUUAUGUUGCAUGGACAUGCAUAGGUGUCUGUUUCACAGAAUGUUUCACAGAAAACAAAAACAAAAACCACUGGUUUAAAUACACUCAUAAAUUCUUAUAGCUUUAGAAUGUUAAAACUUCUAUGCCAAAAUGGAUGGACUAUUUCCUUGGAGAUUCUGACCGAGUCCCUGGGAAAGUAUGAAACAAUUUGUCCAAUAUUCUCCAACAUUCUUCCAAUGUUGGGAUUCAUAUUUCCUCUGCUCUGUGAGGGAAAUAAAAAGGCAAUCACAGAAGUGUGACGUUUGGGUAGUAGGUGGCGGGAGAAGGGUUUUCUCCCAUCAUAAUGGAAUCAACAUCUACAAAGGGGCUAUGUUUAUCCCUUUAUGUCAUUAGCGAGAUUGGCCUUGACUUGGCAUCUAGUUAGACUCCCUGGGAGGCUGGAUUCCACCUGAACAAUGGGACUAGCCCUGGUCCAAAGAGUCCCAAAGCAGGGUGACAUAUUUUUUCUAGAGAAGGGUUCUCUUCAGGAAUAGCUAAUCUAGAGAGGAUUUUUUGGAAGGAAAGAGAGGAGAUGGGUGUAGACUGAUGCUAGUUUGUUCUGAGGGCUGAGUGACUCAGCCAGUUUCUUCCCCCAUCCGAAGCUCAUUCUGCUUAAGAGCCCUCCUUGUUCCACUUCCAAAUCCCCAGUGACUUUAAUGAGAAGGUCCCUCAUUGAACUGUCUCUCAGUUGAUAGGGAAAGAAGGUGUGCUAGGAUGAGAACAGGUAGACCAGCAGGGUGAUAGUGAGAAUGAUAAGGAGAUCCAGCCAGACUUUGCAGUGGGAAAUUUUUGUUUCUUUUAGAUGAAUGCUUUUGAAGUAGAUGAUGAAACUUUCACCAUCUUUCUUAUAUUUUUGGCAUCCCAAGUUACUAUUUUUUUCUCCUUCCAUGUAAAUCAUUUAUACUAUAUUUAUUUUUAUAUGGCAUAACUAGAAACUAAAAUAUAUUGUAAAGAAUCCUUUAUUCUGAACAAAACAUCAAAUUAGAAUACUUAUUUUUCAACAGUGGUUAGAGCUUGUAAUGUAUGUUUGUUGAAAGUGAUCUAUAAUACUUGCACCAGUAUUGGAAAAAGUUAACUUAUGUUGUGUGAGAGAGUAAUGGGUUUGCAUCAAGGUUUUUGCUCAUGGCUUACUCAGUGGUGCUGUCCCAGGAGUAUUCGGGUGGUGACUGACACUGGAAUGUGUUUCUGUGCAGGGUUAUGGGUUGUCUGCAGGAAACUCAGUGGAGCUAUUGCUGAUACAGAGUCCAUUGUUGUCAGGGUCCAUCUGCCCUGCACAGGAAAAUAUCCGAUUCAAAAAAUGAAAUCCCCUCAAGGACCAAAUUCGAACUGACAAUGGUAACUGAUGCAAAAUAAUCUAAUACCGAGUUUGGUAAACUUAGCAAUAUACCACUCAUAAUUGUGGGGAGGGGGAAGUAGCAGGA
This is a messenger RNA of Choloepus didactylus (southern two-toed sloth), 2560 nucleotides long. RefSeq names its product LY6/PLAUR domain containing 6 (gene LYPD6). The transcript is spliced from 6 exons. The record is from RefSeq and is a predicted model, not a curated record. Gene Ontology annotation, biological process: positive regulation of canonical Wnt signaling pathway. Bases 251 to 766 code for a protein of 171 amino acids. Gene Ontology annotation, molecular function: acetylcholine receptor inhibitor activity. NCBI's taxonomy places the organism in Eukaryota, Metazoa, Chordata, Mammalia, Pilosa, Megalonychidae.